AUUCAGUUCAACAAUCUAUCUGCCUAAUCCCUUAUAAGAAGCAUAGCAGUGUCUAUCAGCUUCAUUUUCUACUGUUCAAUCAAACUAAGUUUGAACUCUUCUUCCCUUCCGUUUUCAUGAUAUUUUUGGCGAAAAUUGUGCUGGAAAUGAUCGAAAGAAUGGGAAGAUUGAUGGCCCGGCAACGGCAUUGGUGGAAUCAUUACUUGAUUCUGGGAGUGGCUCUGCAGUUAUUCUUUUUGGUUGGCUGUUCCCAGAGUUUGCAUAGUAAAAAGCUUAUGGAAGACAAUAAUCAAGUUGAUUUGUCAUCUCCGGCUGUGCAAUUGCUUCGACAGGAUCAGCAUGUUGUAAUGAGUAAUGGAUUAGUCAGCAUAACACUGACAGUACCAGGUGGUGCAAUCACCAGUGUGACUUACAAAGGGAGUGACAAUUUGCUCGACACACAAGAUCGUAGAGAAGAUGACAGAGGGCACUGGAAUAUUUUUUGGAGCAAGGUACCAGAAGGUGGCACAUUGGUUGACAACUUAGAAGGAACAAGUUACAAGAUCAUAGUAGAAAACGAAAAUCAAAUAGAAAUUUCAUUUACCAGAAUAUGGACUUCUAAUAGUUCAAACGCUCCUUUAAACGUUGAUAAAAGAUAUGUAAUGCUGCGCGGCUCGCCUGGAUUCUAUUCAUAUGCUGUGCUCGAACGUUUAAAGGGAUGGCCCGCAUUUGACAUCGAAGGAGGAAGAAUUGUCUUCAAGCUUCGGAAAGACAAGUUUCACUACAUGGCUAUGUCAAAUGAGAGGCAAAGGAUUAUGCCAACAUCUGGUGAUCGUCUUACUGGCAAGAUUCUUGAUUAUAAGGAAGCUGUCCUCUUAACAAAUCCAACCAAUCCCGAGUUCAAAGGGGAGGUGGAUGAUAAGUACUUCUACUCAUGUGACAACCAAGACAGCCAAGUUCAUGGGUGGAUAAGCAGUGAUCCUCACAUGGGUUUCUGGAUGAUAACACCCAGCAAUGAGUUUCGUACAGGCGGACCUAAUAAACAAGAUCUUACUUCUCAUGUUGGUCCAACUGUGCUUGCUGUAUUUAUGAGCAGACAUUACGUUGGAAAAGAUAUAGAUCUCAAAUUUCAGACUGAAGAGUAUUGGAAAAAGGUUCUUGGCCCAGUUUUCGUUUAUCUAAACACAAAUUCUUCUACAAAUUCCGAUCCUUCUCUCCUCUGGAACAAUGCCAAACAAAGGAUGCAAAAGGAGAUAGAAAACUGGCCAUAUAGCUUCCCACUUUCAGAAGACUUUGUUAAAGCCAAUAAAAGGGGAACUGUAAGCGGCCAAUUAUUUGUUGAUGACUGGUACAAGAAUAAGCAUGUCAUGCCUGGAGCCUCAGCUUAUGUUGGAUUGGCUUCACCAGGAGCAACUGGGUCAUGGCAGUUUCAAAGCAAGGGUUAUCAAUUUUGGACGCAAACAAAUCAUAACGGGAGUUUCUUGAUUAAAAAUGUGAUACCUGGAACCUACAACUUGUUUGCAUGGGUUUUCGGAACCCUUGGGGAUUACAAAUAUUCGUCUAACAUCACUAUCUACCCAGGAUCUAAUGUUAAGGCAAGAAAUGUGGUUUUUAAGGCUCCAAGAAAAGGUCCAACUUUAUGGGAGAUUGGAAUUCCUGAUCGCUCAGCUGCUGAGUUUUUUAUUCCAGAUCCUAGCCCGGAAUUCAAGAUACAUAAAUACAGAGUUGAAAUUGAAAAGUUUCGACAGUAUGGACUUUGGACUCGUUAUCAAGAUUUGUAUCCACAAAAUGAUCUAGUUUUCACAAUUGGCACCAGUAAUUAUACAAAAGAUUGGUUUUUUGCACAUGUUACAAGGAAAGUGAGAAAUGAUGUGUUCAUACCAACAAUAUGGCAAAUUUUGUUUGACCUCAAAAAUGUCUCUCAAGGGGCAAAUUACACUCUACAAUUGGCGCUUGCAUCCGCAAAUAAUGCUGAGUUACAAGUGCGUCUCAAUAAUCGAAAAUCACCUCCAGAUUUCACCACAGGGGUGAUAGGCAAGGACAAUGCACUAGCAAGGCAUGGCGUUCGUGGAUCGUACCAUUUUUACAGUAUUGAUGUAGCAGGGAGUAAACUUGUAGUUGGGAGAAAUAUAAUAUAUUUAACACAAGUAAGAAGUGAAGGGCCAUUCACUGAAGUCAUGUAUGAUUAUAUCAGUUUAGAAGGUCCUGCAUAAAUGGAUUCACAUA
Sesamum indicum (sesame) is the source of this 2205-nucleotide messenger RNA. RefSeq lists its product as uncharacterized. Gene Ontology annotation, molecular function: carbohydrate binding; catalytic activity. NCBI's taxonomy places the organism in Eukaryota, Viridiplantae, Streptophyta, Magnoliopsida, Lamiales, Pedaliaceae. Gene Ontology annotation, biological process: carbohydrate metabolic process. The record is from RefSeq and is a predicted model, not a curated record.